This is a messenger RNA of Dentiscutata heterogama, 1459 nucleotides long. The record is from the annotation of a GenBank genome assembly. Lineage: Eukaryota; Fungi; Glomeromycota; Glomeromycetes; Diversisporales; Gigasporaceae.
UUACGCAUUCACCUCAGAAUAUGAUUUAACUACAGGCAAAAGUCGUAUUCUUAAUUUAAAAACAAACACUUUCUGUUCAGCUGGGUCUUUCAUCGAAAAUGGUACAUUGGUUGAAACCGGUGGUGCUGAAGAUGCUUUUGGUUCAAAGAACGGUCUCCAAUCUGUUCGUUUAUUCACUUCAUGUGAUGAUGACAGUUGUGAUUGGUUAGAGUUUCCUGAAUAUAUGGAAAAAGCAAGAUGGUAUAACACUAUGGUAACGCUUCCGGAUGGUAGAAUUUUCAAUAUUGGUGGAACAACUGCAACAAUACAAACAACUAUUAAUAACCAUUCGAUCAACAAUCCUUCAUACGAGUUUUUUCCAAAAGAAUCUAACAGCGUAAAGUUCCAAUUCCUUAUAGAUACAAUGCCAUACAAUCUAUAUCCAGCGGUAUUUGUGCUUCCUGGUCCACUGAAUCAAACUUUAUUGUAUAUGUCAGCAAACAAGAAAGCUAUAAUUUGGGAUUAUGUUGCACAAAAAACUGUUAAAACCUUGCCAGAUAUUCCUGGUGGUCCACGCACAUUUCCGGCUACUGGCACUGUAUUUCUUUUGCCAUUACACUACGAAAAUAAUUACGCCGCCGAAAUUGUAGCUUGUGGUGGAUCUGCUGGCGUGGAACCAAAUGACAAAGGUGAUAAAGAUUGCGCAAGAAUUAAUUUAGCCCUGCCUGAUCCUAAAUGGGAUUUAGAACCUUUUGGUGAUCUCGAUUCAGGACGUUUAAUGGGUGAUUACAUUCAUAUGCCUGAUGGAAAAGUGCUUAUCGUGAAUGGCGCCGGUAUAGGUCAUGCUGGUUGGGAUUCAGGUGACAUUACCAAUAGACAACAUACUGCAAGUUUACCUCAAAAAAUACCAUUACUUUAUGAUCCAAAAGCCCCUCAUGGUUCUCGUUUCACCAGGAUGGCUGAGGCAAAAUAUAUCCGUGUUUACCAUUCAACUGCAACUUUGAUUCCAGAUGGUACAGUUUUUGUUGCUGGUAGUAACCCAAAUGAACAAUAUUGUGAUGUCUGUGAAUACCCUACAGAAUAUCGUGUAGAAAUUUUUACUCCUCCAAAUCUUUUGAAUGGCACCCCUCGGCCUAUCAUCAAAAGUAUCGAGGGUAUGACAGUCUUUAAUUCCAUAAUACCUAUUCAAACGACAUAUGGUGAGACAGUUAAAAUAUUAAUUGAUCUGGAUGAUCCCACUGCAGAAAUUACUGCUGCUUUAAUUAAUCAUGGUUUUGCUACACAUUCACAACACAUGUCUGCUCGAUAUGUGAGCUUACAAAUUAAAAGUCAAACGCUAACACCAUCAGGAUAUGCUAUUGAAGUCAUUUUACCACCACACCCUAAUAUUAUGCCACCAGGGCGGCACCUUUAUAUUUAUGUUUUAAAUAAGGGAACGCCGGCAAAUACUGCUAUUGAAAUUAAUCUCAAGAGAUCUUAA